Molecule: messenger RNA, 1666 nt
Organism: Malania oleifera
Lineage: Eukaryota; Viridiplantae; Streptophyta; Magnoliopsida; Santalales; Ximeniaceae
Product: ferredoxin--NADP reductase, leaf isozyme, chloroplastic
Exons: 9
Coding region: 308-1399 (363 amino acids)
Molecular function (GO): oxidoreductase activity
Source: RefSeq, a predicted model, not a curated record
GUGAUUUGUGAAUCAAAGACCCAACGGAAUGACUGGUUAUAUACUAUUUGGAAGACCAAGCGGGAGGGACCUGAAUGGUGAGGUGAGAAUCAUACGGUCUUUAUAGACUUAUCCAUACCUUCUGCCCCCGGCAUUGGCCUUCAAUUCUCCUCCACCCAAUGCAUAAUCCUCUAUUCUCCAAACCAAAUUAUAUCCCACCCUCUUUUUUUUCUUCUUAUUUCUUCACCAACUCAUUAAAACGUCCCAUUUUCCCUCUUUUCAUCCAUUCUUCCUCUUCUUCUCCGUCUUCUUCUUCAACACAUCAGCCAUGGCUGCUGCAGUAACCGCUGCGGUGUCUCUUCCAUCCUCCAAGUCCACCAGUCUUCCCACUAGAACUUUUAUCAGCCCACCAUCGGAAAGAAUCAGCCUUAAGAAGGUUCCGUUGCACUACAGAGAUGUGUCCGCCGGCGGGAAAGCGGGGCCCAUCAGAGCCCAGGUCACCACUGAGGCGCCCGCAAAGGUUGAGAAAGUUUCAAAGAAAAUGGAAGAAGGUGUGAUCGUGAACAAGUUCAAGCCCAAGACACCUUAUGUCGGCAGAUGCCUUCUCAACACCAAAAUCACCGGCGAUGAUGCCCCUGGCGAAACUUGGCACAUGGUCUUCAGCACUGAAGGAGAGGUUCCCUACAGGGAAGGGCAAUCCAUUGGGGUAAUCGCUGAUGGCGUUGACAAGAAUGGGAAACCCCACAAGCUGAGAUUGUACUCAAUUGCCAGCAGUGCCCUUGGUGAUUUUGGAGAUUCAAAAACUGUUUCUCUCUGUGUAAAACGGCUUGUGUACACGAACGAGAAAGGGGAACUGGUGAAAGGAGUUUGCUCAAAUUUCUUGUGUGACUUGAAGCCUGGGUCUGAAGUGACGAUAACAGGACCUGUUGGGAAAGAAAUGCUCUUGCCAAAAGAUCCCAAUGCCACCAUCAUAAUGCUUGCAACUGGGACUGGAAUCGCCCCUUUCCGUGGAUUCUUGUGGAAAAUGUUCUUUGAGAAGCACAACGAUUACAAGUUCAAGGGUUUGGCAUGGCUGUUCUUGGGUGUCCCAACUAGUAGCUCACUGCUAUACAAGGAGGAAUUUGAGAAAAUGAAGGAGAAAGCCUCUGACAACUUCAGGCUUGACUUUGCUGUGAGCAGAGAGCAAACUAAUGAGAAAGGCGAGAAAAUGUACAUCCAAACACGAAUGGCUCAAUAUGCAGAAGAACUUUGGGAGCUGCUUAAGAAAGAAAACACUUUUAUUUAUAUGUGCGGGCUAAAGGGAAUGGAAAAAGGAAUUGACGACAUAAUGGUGUCAUUGGCUGCGAAAGAUGGAAUUGAUUGGAUUGAAUACAAAAGGCAAUUGAAGAAAGCAGAGCAAUGGAAUGUGGAAGUCUACUAGUGAUGCCUGCUUACUUGUACACCAUAUCCUUUUUUUGAAGCAUCCAUCUUCUUGUGAUUUCCACUGCACUGUGUAGAUAGGUAACUUUUCUUUGUAAUUUUCUUUGGCUUAUAAGCAAUUGUAUUGUUAUGGCCCCUACAAAAGUUUCAUUUUGAGGGAUCAUAAAACAUAGAAUAUAGUGGUAACCAACAUCAUCCACUUUGUAUGAAUAUUCAGAUAAUUUCUUUUUUGUUAAUCAUAAUUAUCACUACAUGAAUUAAAAAGUAA